Molecule: messenger RNA, 585 nt
Organism: Herpailurus yagouaroundi (jaguarundi)
Lineage: Eukaryota; Metazoa; Chordata; Mammalia; Carnivora; Felidae
Product: histone H2A.V-like
Exons: 1
Coding region: 16-318 (100 amino acids)
Cellular component (GO): nucleosome
Molecular function (GO): structural constituent of chromatin; DNA binding; protein heterodimerization activity
Source: RefSeq, a predicted model, not a curated record
AUCAAUCCUAAACGCAUGCGUUUUCCUAUCCACAGACACUUGAAGACCCGCACCACGAGCCACGGGAGGGUCGGCGCCACGGCCGCGGUGUACAGCGCCGCGAUCCUGGAGUACCUCACGGCCGAGGUGCUGGAGCUGGCGGGUAACGCCUCCAAGGACCUCAAGGUAAAGCGGAUCACCCCGCGCCACCUGCAGCUCGCAAUCCGCGGCGAUGAAGAGUUGGAUUCCCUCAUCAAGGCAACCAUCGCCGGGGGUGGUGUGAUCCCGCACAUCCACAAGUCUCUGAUCGGAAAGAAGGGACAGCAGAAAACCGCGUAGAGCAUUGUUUUAACCAGCCCCUUCCUCCCGUCAUUGUACUGUGACCGGGACAGAAGAAAUAAUGGGGACAUGGGGGGUUUUUAAAAGAGGCAGAUGGAAAAGCUUAGACAAUUACUGUAGACACAUAAGAGACAUUUGUACGUUCUUAGGCUCAAAGUUUGAUAAAGUACCUUUCCACGCAGCAGCGCUUGUGUGGUGAUUGGCUAGGUUUCUCCCGUUGUGUUUUAUACAAAAACGGAAUUGAUAAACCAUUUUUUACAAAAAGAA